AUGGAAGAUGUCAUUACAGAAAUCCCACCGCCUUCAAGAUUCUUUCAGGAAGAUUUGAAUAACUUUGCACCUCCAUCGCAGCCUCUUCCGUCCCCUUUCCUCUUGUUCUCUGAUCCUAAAACUGAACCACUGCGCCCAUCUCUUCUGAUCAUUACAUUAUCAUCUCCAUCUUGCUAUCUCUUCCAUAAUAUGUGCAAUAAGAUUCUGAUUGGAAGCCUCAUACUACCAGAAAUCCCUUUCUCAGGCAACUCUAUCGAACCAACUCUUGCCGACAAGUGUUGCAAUAUCUAUGCGCUCAAUGAUGCUGCAGAUUUGACUCUGCUUGUCUCCCUCAAGUGUUCUCUGAGUGCUGAGAGGUCCAACAUAGUUGCAAAACUGCUUGUUGGUAACCAAAUCAUUCCCGAGAGGGUUCUGAUUUUGGGUUCAGUUCAGAGCCAGAAUUUCCGUGGGAAGCUAUCACCAGACGAGACUUAUGCAUUCAAGCUGGAGACAUUAGCAGAGAGAGGAAACGGGUCAGAUAGUGGAGAGUCAUCCUUACUGGAGGGAGUCGACUACUUUCCAUCCGGGAGCAUGGUUGAUGGCUUGGCAGCUGCACUAUUGACUCAAUGCCAGAUAAGGAACAUCAGAGGGACCCUGUGUGUUUCAUGGCCUGACCAUGGCAGUGCAGUUGUAGCUCUGGUUAGGUCACUGUUGCAGAAGAAGGUAUUGCAUGGAUUUGACCUGAGCUCAACAGCUGGCAUCGAAGACAAGCAUUCGAGGAAAACCCAGAUCAAGGAUCAUGCUUUUGAUUCCGAGCUCUACACUUGA
This is a messenger RNA of Linum tenue, 807 nucleotides long. The record is from the annotation of a GenBank genome assembly. NCBI's taxonomy places the organism in Eukaryota, Viridiplantae, Streptophyta, Magnoliopsida, Malpighiales, Linaceae.